Patella vulgata (common limpet) is the source of this 7208-nucleotide messenger RNA. RefSeq names its product contactin. The transcript is spliced from 27 exons. The record is from RefSeq and is a predicted model, not a curated record. NCBI's taxonomy places the organism in Eukaryota, Metazoa, Mollusca, Gastropoda, Patellidae. Gene Ontology annotation, biological process: cell-cell adhesion. The coding region runs from base 96 to 3800 and encodes 1234 amino acids. Gene Ontology annotation, molecular function: protein binding.
CUCAGGUGUUACUAUUUUUAGAUUAUUAACUGCAAAUAACUGUACCGCCAUUUUGUUAACAAACUUAAACUCGGUCAAAACACAGUGAUGAAAGAAUGUGGAAAACAAUUUAUCUGUGUUUUGCUUUAUUAAUAGCAAAUAUUAGUGGUAAACUGUAUGACUGUCCAAGUGAAUGGGAUGUAUAUAAUGGAUUCUGUUACAAAUUUGUAGGCUACCCAAGAAGUAGUUAUCAACAAGCAAACACAGCUUGCAUGGAAGAUGGAGCUGCUUUAGUUAGUAUAGGUUCAGCUGAAGAACAUCGGUUUAUUAUUAACUGGUUAGAACUAAAUGAUCAAAGAAGAGAUUCAUGGUUUACGAGUGGUGGUUUGAGUUCAACUGUUUCUGGUGGUAUCCAGUGGAAUGGAGAUGGAACUUUUUCUCAGGGACUCAGCUUCUGGUUAAAUGGUACAGAUCCAAGUAAUAAUCGAGAUGGAAAUAAACUGGUUUAUAAAUUUUCAGGUACCGAAUAUGCCUGGAGUACAGAACCUCCAACUUCUGUUUUAUCAUUUAUUUGUGAAAUCAGUCAAGUAGAAGCUUAUCGUAUUAUUGAAGAUAACAGAGAUUUUGAUUAUGGUUUGGAUAUUAUUGAUCCAAAUUUAGUUCCUAGAGGUCCAGACUUUCUUAUUGAACCUGCCGAUACAGUUAUUUUGGGGAAAACAACAUCUAUGUAUUUAGAUUGUGUAGCAACUGGAAUGCCGCUUCCAAAGUAUACUUGGCACAAAAUAAACUCAACUGGAAAAAUAUUGGUGUCCUAUGAAGCUGACAAGCGUUACACACUUACAAAUGGUCGUUUAUCGAUAGCAAAUCCAUCAUCUGUUGAUGAAAGUGAUUACCAAUGUUUAGCUGAAAAUUCACAAGGAAUGGCUCUCAGUCAACGAGUAAAAUUAUCUUUUGGAACUUUGGGAGAGUUUUCUAAUGUAGAAACCGAUCAAAUAACAAGCUACCAGCAUGAUGGAACACAAAUGCAAUGCCCUUCUAUAACCUUUAAACCUGCUAUUGUAUACCAGUGGUACAAGGAUUAUGUUCCGAAUUUUGUUCGACCUUCAUUACAAAAGCAUAUUUUCAUUUCGGAUAAUGGAAAGAUGUACUUUUCUGAGGUAACAACAGAAGAUGCUGGUAGAUACCAUUGCAUGGUAACCCUGGCAACUACAGGUGUCCUUGGAAACUAUAUUGGUGCUUAUCAAGCCCCCAGUCGUGCAAGUUUGGGCUUCAAUCUUGUGGUGAAAUCUCAAGCUGCUGGAAAUUUCCAACCCCAGAUUCAAGAUGAUUUCAUAUCAGUUUUUCCUGGAAAUCCUAAAAGAGGACAGUCUAUUUCAUUAGAGUGUUUUGCCUUUGGAACGGGUCCCUUGUUCUAUACAUGGGAAAGAAUAGGUAUUGACAUGCCAAAAGGGGUGACUUUUGGUGAUCAUAAUCGUAAGUUGUUGAUUCCAAAUGUGCAGUUAGAAGAUCAAGGUAUUUAUAGGUGUCGUGUCUACAGUUCAAAAACACAAUUAUCAGACACAGAAGAUUACACACUACGUAUAGAGUCAAAGCCGUAUUUCACGUUUCCACUAAAGCAUCAGCAUGUUGACAUGAAUGACAGAUUAACUUGGCAUUGUGAUGCUGGGGCUAGUCCUAUGCCUACCUAUCGCUGGUAUAAAAAUGGGGUUCCGGUUACAAAUCAGACUGGUGUUAUAACUGCUAACAGAAAUACACUCAGAAUAGAGAACCUGCAGAAAGAACAUGCUGGAAUUUACCAGUGUGCAGCAACUAAUGUUUAUGGAACUGUUUUCAGUACUGCACAACUACGAGUUUUAGAGUUCAAGCCAUCAUUCAAGAAAUAUCCAUUGGAACAACGUGUGGCUGCUACAAAUGGGGGUAAUGUUACUUAUGUUUGUAAUCCGGAAGCUGCACCUACUCCUGUCUAUAAAUGGUUGAAAAAUGGCCGUGAUCUGGGCCUGACUCCAGGAACAAUAUCUGGUAAUAUGCGUAUGCUGAUGAAUGGAAAUCUAUAUAUUGAGGGUGUACGACAAGCUGAUCAGGGCACAUAUACAUGUGAAGUGGAGAAUGCUUUAGGAAAAGCUUCAAGUUCUGGUCAACUUACAGUUGUUGAGGAAACAAGAAUAACUAGAAAUCCCAGUCCUGAAAGAGUUAUUAUUAACUCAACUGCUACUAUGAUAUGUGAAGGCUCAUAUAAUCCAAAAAUGGACAUGGUUUACAAUUGGUUGUUUAAUAAAUAUCCAAUUGAUUUUGAAGAUAGUCCCCACUACAGAAUGGGUAGUGGCGUAACACAAGGUUAUCUUUAUAUAUUAGGUGCUCAGUUUACACAUGCUGGAUCCUAUACAUGUCAAGUUUCAACAGGCCUUGAUCAACAAUCUGCCUCUGCUAUUCUCACGGUUUUAGGUCCACCAGGAGAACCAGCUGGUUUGUUUAGAGAUGUUUCAAAUCUAGCUCAACCACGUACAGUCAGGUUAUUAUGGACAGACGGUUCUACUAAUGGAGCAGAAAUCUUGUACUAUGUUAUAGAAUUCAGCACAAACUUUGAUACAAAGUGGAGAGUCUUAUUGGAUAGAUUAUAUGUGGGCGAUGCUAUUUCUGCUAGAUACACCUCCAAAAAAGUUGCGACAUUGAAUAAUCUGAAGCCAGGAGCUGGUUAUCUAUUCCGUGUACGAGCUAUGAAUAGAUAUGGAUUAGGGGCUCCAAGUCAACCAUCAGCUGUUAUUCAAAUUCCAAGUGAUAUUCCUAAGAAAGCACCAGAUAAUGUUGGAGGUGGUGGGGGUAAAGUCGGAGAUCUACGAAUAUCCUGGACUCCAAUGAAUAAGGAAGAUUUAAAUGGAGAGAACUUAGGUUAUACUGUGUACUGGAGAAAAAAACCAACCCAAUCAUCAGAAUCAAAAUGGGAAGAGCGACAAAUAUCUGGAGCUGAAAAAGGAGAAUUCUUUUAUACUGUUGGGGAUGAGAAUUUUUACUUAGAUUAUGAAGUGCGUGUGAGAGCCUUCAAUGAAAUAGGUGCAGGCAAUCUAUCAGACAUUGUUACUAUAAAAUCUGCAGAAGCCUUACCAACUGGAACUCCUAGAAGUGUAUUCUCUGAUAGUUAUAAUAGUACAUCUUUAAUGGUGUAUUGGAAACCAGUAACAGACACCAGAGCAGAAAUGAAGGGGAAGCUCAUUGGUUACAAGAUCAAUUAUUGGAGAAAAGAUAUAGAUAUUGAGACCGGAGCUCCACAGAACAUUUUAUCUGGACAAAUUGAUCAUGGUUUGAUAAUAGGUCUAGAAGCGGAUACAUGGUACACAGUUAAUGUACAGGUUUAUAAUGGAGCUGGUAACGGACCCAAGAGUGAACUUUACCAUCAAAGUACCGACAGACCUGCUCCACAGCUUUACCCGACAGAAAUAUAUGUAAAUUCUCAUUCAGAAGAUUCAGUUCGUGUCUCAUUCCGAGGUGUUAGCACACAGAGUUUUGAGGAACCUCUUCAAGGAUACAAGGUUCAAUAUUGGAGAACAGGAGAAAAUAUACGAAGUGCUCUACAUGUUGAUUGUGAGAAGCAAAACAAUGCCAUAGUUCCUGAUUUAGAGAGGGGUGUGGUGUACCAGUUACGUGUAUUUGGAUACAGUCAGGGAGGACAGGGAAAGAUGAGUUCACCAGCCACAUAUUUUACUCUUGGUGGUGAAGUACGUGUAGAUCCAAGUUCAACUGAAAUCUUAGCUGGCUCAUCUGCUAUUUCUCCGGUUGUUAUGGUGAUGUUGAUAUGUUCAGUAUUGGCCUUGUUAUUUCAAUCAUGAAAUACUGAUUUGUAAUAAGUCUUUAUACCUCUGCACAUUAUAACAAUUAGCUAUUAUAGUCAUUUCACAAAGCAUACGCAACUAGAAUAAUGAAUAAAACUUUUAGCCCAGUCUUGUACAUCUGUCUCAAUCUGUCAGAUCCUUUUUCAGUUUUUAUGUGUGGUUGGCAAUAAUCUAAGAAUUUCAUGCUUUCUCCAACUGCCCACAUUGCCAUUGAAUAAUGGAAUUCAUCAUGCAAUCAUUUUUAAAUGGCUCAGUAUUUUGAGCUGAAUCAAGGUAAAUAUAUACUAUUUCUUCUCAUUUUUGUAUUUGAUCUGCAUACUUUAUCAUUGGAUAUCCUCAGAAAUUCAGGUCUUCUCCUUUACCACCAAAUUACAAGGGUAUGCCUAUGCUUUGUGAAAUGAAGACCACAACCAUCUACCAUAUUCAUGAACUAAACAUUUUCUUUUGUACAUAUUUUAAUUUUUUUUAUGAAGAUAUAAUAUAGCCUAUAGUAUUUUGAUCAAGCAUAAGUUACAGGAUAAAAAACAGUACACUAAGAAAUAAAAACAAAUUAACAUCUGACAAUUUGUUUAUCAGAAUAAUUUGUUUUGAAUUUUUCGUGAUCCUUAGUUUUCAUUAAGUGCUAAACAAUGAUCUAGGCAGUAAAUAUUUGAUAGAGAAUUAUAUUCCAAGAGAGGGUUUUUAUUUGAUUAUCAAUUUCUAUUUUUAUAUCAAUAAAUGAUUGUAAAUAAUUUUUUAUCAUUUUUAUUCAUGAAAUAUAUAAGUUUAUACAUUACUUAUCCAUGUUGAAUUCAUGUUUAGCAUUACAUAUCUUAAAAGGGAAACAUUCAUUUUAUAAAGAAUGUGCACCCUUUUUUUAUCAGUAAGCCUAAGCCAGCUUGAUUUAUUACUCCUUUGUAGAUGCUUGCUUCCCCCCAGUAGUAUAAUGAUUUUUUUAAUAGUCCCUUUUUGUUUUUAAAACUGGAUCGUAGAUUUCCACAUUUUUAUUUUAUGUAUAUAUUUCUUUUACAAAUUCUUUACAGUUUUAGAAUUUUUGCCUAUUGUCCAUGUUUUAUAUAUGUAUAUAUGUCUCUUUAGUUGCCAUAAGUUAUAUAUACACUUUAACAAAUAUUUUUAUUAAUUGGAUCAAAUUUAGAAAACAGUUAUUGUCUUUAAUAAUAAUUCACUUGUGUUGUUUUUACAAUAUAAGCCAACAUUCAGAAAUCUAUGAAUUGAUAUUUUAAAAUUGUGUCUAUACACUGACAAUCAAAUGUUCCAUAGACAUAUAAUCAAUAUACAUUUCAUGAGACAUGUCCACCCCCCCCCCCCCUCACCCCCCCAUAAAAAAAUAUUAUUUUAACUAAAGAUUCCAAAAUAACUAUCUCAACAUUCUUAUAUAAUUAUCUAGUUAUUCUUAUCAAAUGCAAUCUAUAAAUUUUACAAUUGAAAGAUUUUGAGAUCACAAUAUGAACAUCUGGGUGCCCUUUAAACUCAAUAUCUUAAAAUGUUUGAGACCCUGCAUUCAAGAGGCAACAACCCACGACUUUUAAAUCACUAUUUUUUGUACUUAUUGCCAGUAAUUUACCUGACAAAGAUACAUUCCUGAAUUGUGGAAAAUUACAUUCAAUCCAACAUUAUUAAAAUUUUGAUGUUCUUAUAGGUGUGGUGGCAUCACCAGUUUAUUAAGUCAGUCAUUCUAUGGAUUUAUCUAUGAAUAUCUUAAAUUAUCUUUAAAUAUAAUUAUACUCCUGAUAUUAUGAGAUUUAACUUUAUUCAUUGUUUUUCUUGGCCAUAAGACUCUGAACCAGGUAGAACUUAAAGCGACAAUUUCAUAUUUUCUAAGAAAGUCAAAACAUAAUUAUUUCUAUGUCUUUGGCUCAAUAGGUUAUCAACUCACUAUUAUACGACCAUGGGCAUUAUUUCCCACCCUUAAAAAUCAUUGACACAGGAAAUAAUAAAACAAUUACCUCCCUUGUUUUCCUAUUGCCUCCAUGCAUUAGCUACCUUCAAACGUUGGAAUUUGAAGUUGAAAAUGAUAUUUUUGCCAAUUUCUCAGCUGGCAAUAGUGAAUUAUAGGAUUAAUAGGAUUAUUCGCUAACAUGGUAGGACGGUUUAUGGAUACCAUCUAUUUUAAGGCUUUAUUUUAAUAAAUUUUAAAAAUAUAACUUAAAAAUAUGAAAUUGUAGCUUUAAAAGAACAUAUUAAGUAAACUUUUUAUACUCCUUCAGUGGAAUCUCACCAUUAUUUCAUAUACCCGGUAUAUUUAAGAUAGGUAUUUUUAUUCUCUGUGUUUGAGCAUAGUUUAGGUUGUUUGAUAAGCAUAAUUUAAGUAUAAAUUGUUGUUAUACUUUUAUGCACAAGUCAUUCAGAAUGGAAAGGAAGAAUAAAUUCACUAUUGUGUCUAUGUUCUGUGAUAAAAUAAAUACAUUAUGUAUGAUUAUAUUAUAUUCUUUCCUAUUCAAAUUAAGGAUAUCACAUUCCAAGGAUUAAACAUUAAUCUUACUGCUCUCUCAUUUCAGAAUGGUUUCUCAAUAUAAUCCCAGUAAAUAAUAUAUACCUUACUUGGGAUCAUUUUUAUGUGUUUUUUCUGUAGAUUCUGUUGGUUUUUUUUUUACCUUUUAUGAUUGCAAUUUAUAUGGUACAUAAUGUAGGUGUUAUUCUGUUGAGAUGUUUUAUACUUAAAAUAAAUCUACCAUAUGAUAUAGUAAAUAUUUUUCAAAACAACAAACUUUAUGUCAUGUUAUCUAUAUUUUAUGUUGCCUGGUACUUCAAGACAUUGUAGUGUGAAAUAAGAUUCACAACAAACUAACUAAGAGUCUUAUUUGUGUGUAAAUUGUUAAUUACAUGCUUGAUUGUGGAUAAGUAGCAAAGUGCACGUGUUUGUAUUGAAUUGCAGUGAGUGUCAUCAGUUGACAUCAGCUAUGAUCGUUUGUUAAGACAAGUGCCAGUGGGUUGUGACAAUGUGGCGUGAUCACUUAGUUCUGCAGUUUACAAUAAUAUCGGCGAUGAUGAAAAUUGUGAUCUUCACACUGUGUUUGGUUUUAGUUGCUGAGGGGGCGGUUGAUUUAAAGUCAAUAUUUGGUAACACAGAUAAAGGGACCUGCACCCCAGCAUGUGGCGAUGGCGAAUGCUGUGUCAGUUUUUAUCCACCAAUUACAAGUCGUCGACAGAUCAACAUUGACACCUCCAAGUUCUUACCUAGCCAUCUUUACCCUGGAAAAGUUCACAUGUGCCAGACAAUUAAACAAUCUGGCGAUAAAUGUUUAACCCGCAAUACUGGAGAAUGGUGUGAUUGUCUGGAGGGGUUAUCAUGUGCCCCAAAGGGUACUACCGGUCUGGAUCGAUAUUUUGGAACCUGCACCACGGCAUAAAAAAUUUUGUUAUUAUUCAUUUCUCUGAAUUUGAAUAAACGUCAUCUGACAUAAA